AUGUCAUCUGAGGAUACAUUUGUACUGGAAGAAUUCAAGAAUUCCAUCAAUAUGGUUGAAGGACGAUAUGAGGUAUCUCUCCCCUGGGAACUCAUUAAGAAACAACUCCCUACCAACUUAGCACUCUCAAGGAAAAGAUUGAACAGCACAAUUCACAAGCUGAAACAAACUAAUAAAUAUCUGGAAAUUCAUGACCAGAUCAUCAAAGAACAACUGUCUCUCAGCUUUACUGAAACAGUGGCAGAAGAAGACCACAAGUUGACAAAUGUCCAUUAUUUACCCCAUUUUCCAGUGAUUAAGGAUUCAACUACAACGCCCAUUCGUAUUGUAUUUAAUGCAUGUGCCCGGAUGGACAAGCAGGCCCCUAGUCAUCUAACCGACUUGUUUUUGAAAUUCCGUCUCGACCCAUUUGCGAUAUCGGCAGACAUCAGCAAAGCCUUCUUACGGGUAGGUCUCCAACCUAGAGAUCGUGAUUAUACACGUUUCAUCUGGCUAAAAGAUCUUAACAAUGAAAAGGACCUUCAAGCCUAUAGGUUUAGAUCAGUUCUCUUUGGAGCCACCUGCUCGCCUUUUCUACUCCAGUUGACCUUGCAACAUCACUUUGAAACCUACCCCACUUCACCUGAAGUUAGUUUCCUCAUGACCAAAUUUAUGUGGACAACUUAA
Macrobrachium nipponense is the source of this 666-nucleotide messenger RNA. RefSeq lists its product as uncharacterized. The transcript has a single exon. Lineage: Eukaryota; Metazoa; Arthropoda; Malacostraca; Decapoda; Palaemonidae. Bases 1 to 666 code for a protein of 221 amino acids. The record is from RefSeq and is a predicted model, not a curated record.